AUGCCCAGCGAGUCCAGAAAUACCAUACUCACCAACCAAAAUAACCCAAUCAUUCCACACAAAUAUCCAAUUGAGAUGUCUAAAGUAUACAUCAACGGUAAGGUAUUCACCGUUUCUGCAGCCAACGAAUGGGCCGAGGCCUUUGUCGUCACUGAGGACGGCACCUUUGGCGAUGUCGGCACCACUGUGGAGAUCCUCAAUGCAUACCCCAACUCCCAAGUGAUCGACCUUGAAGGUCAGUUUGUGAUGCCAGGCAUGCACGAUGCCCACUGCCACUUGUUGAUGGCUUCUGAAGAGAAGUUGUUCGAGGCCAAGCUUGGAUCGGACUCUACCCCGGAUGAGAUCGUCAAGAAGUUUAAGGAGUACUCCUCUGGUGCCUGUAACCACUUGGACACUGUUUCCAACUGGUUGGUCGGCAACUUCUACCAUUAUGCUAAUUUCAAGGAUGAAAAGCCCGAUAGACAGUUUUUGGAUGACGCUUUUGGUGACCAGCCUGUCGUGAUCAGAGAGUACACCACCCACAACAUCUUCGCCAACACCGCCGCGUUGAUCGCUGCAGGAUACGAGGAAAACCCAGUUGACCCAUGGGACGGUUACUAUGUCCGCAGAGAAGACGGUACCAUCACUGGUGAGCUGGUUGAGGGUGCUGCAACCAGAAUGUUCUCUUCGUUGCCAAAGGGAAGACCCGAGGACAAUAUCACCGCUCUAGAGUACGGAGUCAAAAUGGCCAACCGGUUUGGUUUCACUGCUGUUCAAGAAGCCUCUGCAAACACUGUUUACCUGGAAGCGGCCAAGGCUUUGGAAGAGAAAGGUGCACUAACAAUCAACCUGGACGCACAUGUGGUGUUUUAUGGAGUUGGUGCUUUUCCCCAGGAAGACGUCGGAUCGCUCCACCACACUCUUUGGAAUGCCAAACACUACAAGUCCAAGCAUUUCAACCCAAUGUUCACUAAGUGCUGGAUCGACGGUGUUCCAUGGCACCCUCACGAGACCCACUGUCCGCUCACCGAGGAGGGAGAGGUAGACUAUUCCAGGCUGUUGAUCCCACAGGAGACCUUUAAGAAGGCCAUCGAGCGGUUCGACUCCGAAGGCAGAACCUGCAAAGUGCACGUUUGUGGCCAGGGCUCCGCUAAGUUCGCACUGGAUUGUUUCGAGGAGCUUCGCAAGCGCAGACCCGAUGGAGUAAGACACGAACUGGCCCAUAACAUGAACGUCACAGACGCCGAUUGUGCACGUUACAAGAGACUCAACAUCACUGCUGAAAUGUCACCGGCAAUUUGGCACGAUUCAGACUUCCAACCAGAGGUCAACCCAGGCUCAGUUUACCCGUUCAACACCUUGCAGGACAACGGCGCUUUGCUCACAAUCGGCUCGGACUGGGUGUUUGCACCAGACACUCCCAACAUUUUCCCUGGUUUGCAGGCAAUUAUGGAGAACAAGCACGGCUGGAACAUGAAGAGAAAGGACGUGUUGAGGAUUGUGACUCUUGACGGAGCCACUGCAGUUGGCCGCGAGAAGAACGAAGGGUCCAUCGAGAAGGGCAAGCUUGCCAACUUUAUUAUCACUGAUCGCAACAUGGUGGAGGCUCCUUCCAUUGCCGAUACCAUCGUUUUGAAGACCUUCUUUGAAGGUAAGCAGGUGUACGACUAUGAGACCGACGAGUUGAAACACUUCCAGGGCAAAGUCUGA
This is a messenger RNA of Kuraishia capsulata CBS 1993, 1689 nucleotides long. RefSeq lists its product as uncharacterized. Bases 1 to 1689 code for a protein of 562 amino acids. Gene Ontology annotation, molecular function: hydrolase activity, acting on carbon-nitrogen (but not peptide) bonds. The record is from RefSeq and is a predicted model, not a curated record. NCBI's taxonomy places the organism in Eukaryota, Fungi, Ascomycota, Pichiomycetes, Pichiales, Pichiaceae. The transcript has a single exon.